AUGCUGGAUACUUCGAAUGCCAAUUAUGUGGCGAGCUGGGAUUGCCUUACGAGCCAUCAAGUGGAGUCAUGCUGUGGCUAUGUCGGCCUACAGCAGGCUUCUUCUGAAGGCGACCACGCACUGCUGCUCUGGUACGCCAAAUUCGCCAGAUUCGUUCGUUCGCCGGAUGCAGAUGGUGUCUCGUUAGAUACUUCAUCACUUUUGGCAUGGACCUGA
Baudoinia panamericana UAMH 10762 is the source of this 216-nucleotide messenger RNA. RefSeq lists its product as uncharacterized. The transcript has a single exon. The coding region runs from base 1 to 216 and encodes 71 amino acids. The record is from RefSeq and is a predicted model, not a curated record. NCBI's taxonomy places the organism in Eukaryota, Fungi, Ascomycota, Dothideomycetes, Mycosphaerellales, Teratosphaeriaceae.